AUGUGUUGCGCUAAAACCAACGAAUCUCUUGAGGUCAAUGCCGACGUUGAAGACUACACAAACCGGCCGCCAUAUUUGCUGCAACCCUUGCAGAGAUUUGGCGAAACCAAGUGGCGCGCUCACUGCCAGUGUGGCCAGGUUAAAUAUGCCCUGAGACGUGCAAGAACAUUGAACGCCAAAUUCUGUCACUGUCGCCAGUGCCAGGUCUUGCACGGCGCGCCCUUCCAGUGGGCGGCUAUAUUUCCCAAAGAAGACAUCCGGUUCGAGAACGGACCUGAAGGUUUGUCGUUCUAUGCGGCCGGAGAGAAAAACCACAAGUACCAAACACCCACAAAGGUCUCAUGCUCGAUUUGCCGUACUCCUAUCAUGGAUGAAGGACGCAAUAUGUGUCUGUUGUUCCCGCAGCUAAUUGACUUGUCCGGCUCGCCGGACGAGCAGCGGCACCGGAUGCAACAUUUUUGCCAACACAUCCAUGACGGAAUUGCAAAGUGGUCGGGAAUGGAUGAGCAGAGCCAACAAUUAGAUGACGAUGGCCAGCCGCUCAAGCCAUAA
Penicillium soppii is the source of this 552-nucleotide messenger RNA. Its product is annotated as GFA family protein. Bases 1 to 552 code for a protein of 183 amino acids. The record is from RefSeq and is a predicted model, not a curated record. Lineage: Eukaryota; Fungi; Ascomycota; Eurotiomycetes; Eurotiales; Aspergillaceae. The transcript has 2 exons. Gene Ontology annotation, molecular function: carbon-sulfur lyase activity.